This is a messenger RNA of Hyla sarda, 3371 nucleotides long. RefSeq names its product nemo like kinase (gene NLK). Gene Ontology annotation, cellular component: cytoplasm; nucleus. NCBI's taxonomy places the organism in Eukaryota, Metazoa, Chordata, Amphibia, Anura, Hylidae. Gene Ontology annotation, biological process: protein phosphorylation; intracellular signal transduction. The transcript is spliced from 11 exons. The record is from RefSeq and is a predicted model, not a curated record. Gene Ontology annotation, molecular function: MAP kinase activity; ATP binding. The coding region runs from base 1170 to 2891 and encodes 573 amino acids.
CCUGAUAACUUCAGAUUGGAAAACACUGUUCUAAGUCUACACCAGCACCAGCUGUAAUGUCCUGGCAGUCACCUCGCAGCACGAAAGAGUUAACUGCUUUACCUCUUCCACGCAGGUCAUCGGGGGAGUGUCUUCGUCUGUGAAUUUUACCAUCUGAUUGGCUACUCUUCCCAUCCAUCACAAGCCCCUCCUCCCUUUUCCUAUUGGUCCGUUCCUUAUCUCCUCCUUUCUUUCGCUUCCACAGUGAUGCCCGCCCACUCGGCCCAGUCAUUGGUUGACUGUGACAGAAUGGACGCCUGUGAUUGGUUGCCCUCGCUGUCAGUCAGCCGCGGCGUCAGGUGGCUGCUGGGGCUGCCCGCGUCUAGCAGUCUGUGCUUGCUAUGACUGGUCGGACUGGCGGAUUAGAGCCGUGCGGUGUGGAUUGUUCUCUUUGCGACCUCGGUGGUCAGCUUCUUUGCCGUUGUCGCCGUCCUCCGCUCCUGUCGUGGAGCUGUCACUUCCUGUGAACAACGCCAUCCUGGGGAGGAGAGCAGCCGGGAUACCUGUGUGUGUGACUGUCAAAGGGAUGGUGUGGCCGGUGUAGCCUCCCAUUGAGCUCUCAGUCGUCUGCUGUGCCCUCAGCGCUCACCUUGCCUCCCCCCUUCUCACCCCAUAGGUGGUACGUGCCAGUUGUCGGCGCGUGCUGCCGGCCUGAGCAGCUGUCACUUCCUUCCGCAGUGCUUCUUGGUGCCGGACUCCACUGGGUGGUAGCAGGCUGCAGCGUCCCCCGGGCACCCCUAUAUGUGUAUAGCAGAGGGGUGGCCUGUAGGUGCCCCAGGGCUGGUGGGAUCUCUGUGCCAGGCUAGAGGAGGAUGUGGGAUGGAAGGACCAGGCUGUCAUUUACUUCCUAUUCCUUGUAGUCCGUGGCUCCUCACACCAGAAGGCUGGAGGGAGAGGUCAGUGCAGCUCAUCUAAGGAGAACUAUGGAGUUCUAGUAGUUAUCAGGGGAGUCACCGUCUCUGGGGGGUGGGUGGGGUGGGCAGCUUAGAUCCCUGCUACAAGUUUGGCGACUUUGGCUUUGGCAAUCAAUGCGACAGGCGACGCUUUGGUGUAGGAUGAAAUAUCCCUCCUGUAUGGCCCAGUGACAGGAGGACCUGUCAAGUCAUCACCACCCAAGGGCAUUUCUGUGAAUGUCUCUCUGCAGUACCCCGGCCAAUGCAAAAAUGAUGGCGGCGUACAAUGGGGGUACGUCUGCGGCGGCUGGGGGGCACCACCACCACCAUCAUCACCACCUGGCCCACUUGCCCCCUCCUCACUUGCAUCAUCACCAUCAUCUUCAUCCCCAGCAUCAUCUGCACCCAGGGUCAGCUGCUGCUGUGCAUCCUGUGCAGCAACAUGUGGCCUCUUCCUCUGCUUCCUCCUCAUCCUCAGCUGCGGCAGCAGCCGCUGCCGCCGCGGCAGCUGCUGCCAUGCUUAAUCCUGGCCAGGCCCAGCCAUACUUCCCAUCUCCGGCUCCUGGACAAGCCCCUGGACCAGCAGCGGCGGUGGCACCUGCCCAGGUACAGGCGGCGGCAGUGAAGGCUCAUCAUCAUCAGCACGCUCAUCACGCACAACAACUGGAUAUUGAACCUGACCGACCCAUUGGCUAUGGAGCUUUCGGUGUAGUUUGGUCUGUAACAGAUCCUCGGGAUGGAAAGAGAGUUGCUCUCAAAAAGAUGCCCAACGUCUUCCAGAAUCUAGUCUCUUGCAAAAGGGUCUUCCGAGAAUUGAAGAUGUUGUGUUUUUUUAAGCAUGAUAACGUCCUCUCUGCACUUGAUAUUCUCCAGCCGCCUCACAUCGAUUAUUUUGAAGAAAUAUACGUUGUCACAGAAUUAAUGCAGAGUGACCUCCAUAAGAUCAUCGUCUCUCCUCAGCCGCUCAGCUCGGAUCAUGUCAAGGUUUUUUUGUAUCAGAUUUUGAGAGGUCUGAAGUAUUUACAUUCAGCUGGCAUUUUACAUAGAGACAUUAAACCAGGGAAUCUACUUGUGAAUAGCAACUGUGUGCUCAAGAUUUGUGACUUUGGAUUGGCAAGAGUAGAAGAACUUGAUGAAUCUCGACACAUGACUCAGGAAGUUGUCACUCAGUAUUACCGGGCUCCUGAAAUCCUAAUGGGGAGUCGUCAUUACACUAACGCUAUAGACAUCUGGUCUGUAGGUUGCAUCUUUGCAGAGCUGCUUGGGCGAAGAAUAUUAUUUCAGGCGCAGAGUCCAAUACAGCAGUUGGACUUAAUCACAGAUUUGUUGGGAACACCAUCACUUGAAGCAAUGAGGACAGCUUGUGAAGGCGCCAAGGCACAUAUACUCAGGGGUCCUCAUAAACAGCCAUCUCUUCCUGUCUUGUAUACACUAUCCAGCCAGGCCACUCACGAAGCUGUUCAUCUGCUUUGCAGAAUGUUAGUCUUUGAUCCAUCCAAACGGAUAUCUGCUAAAGAUGCAUUGGCUCACCCCUACCUGGAUGAAGGGCGUCUGCGGUAUCACACCUGCAUGUGCAAAUGCUGUUUCUCCACCUCUACGGGCAGGGUGUAUACCAGUGACUUUGAGCCAAUCACAAAUCCAAAAUUUGAUGACACUUUUGAAAAGAACCUUAGUUCUGUACGGCAGGUGAAAGAAAUCAUCCAUCAGUUCAUUUUGGAGCAGCAAAAAGGGAACAGAGUGCCGCUGUGCAUCAACCCUCAAUCUGCUGCUUUUAAAAGCUUUAUAAGCAAUUAUAGGAAGAAUACAAACCUUUUCUGGAGACCAAUCAUGAAGUACUUCCUAACAAAAAAAAAUAAACAGGAGCAGACCACAGGAUGGCGACGUUACCCGGUGUUCAGUCUCCGUCACUUGAUGGCUUCUUUGCAGCACUGUGCUAGAGGAGCGUUGUUGCUAUUUUGAUAUAGUGAAGACAGAAGGUUUGUGGUUGGAGUGCAUCUGUGACUAGAGGGAAUGGAACACUUGAGUUCCUUCCCUCCGUAUAAAUAUAUAAAAUUUAUAUUUAAUCUAUUUUUCUUAGACUUCCUUUUUUCGUACCUUUUCAGUCAUGGGCAUGCGUCAUUAUUCAGCUGUGUAAAUAAUUCCAUUCAUGGGCUUCUUUGCAAAGGUCCUUUUCACGUCCUGCUGUACAAAGGUGCGCUAGCUGGCACAUUUUAUUUUAUUUUUUGUGAAUUUUAUGAAUACCGUAUUUUUUUCCUUGCACUGGACAGUUCCAACAGGACAGACGAAAAUCAGGCUAGAAGUGAACAUAGGGAGUAUCUCUAAUCGUAUAUGUGUUACUUAGGGAAGAACCAUUGUGGAUGUGUUGAAUUGUCACAGUAGAAUUUUUUUUCUUUUUCGUCCCUUUUUUCUUUUUUUCUUUCUUUUUUUUUUUUUUUUUUU